AAUAAUAUGGUUCAGAGUUGAUAAUGUAAAAUGACAAAAAUAGCCUUAUUGAGAGGGUAUCCGUAUAACGGCUGAAGGGAUGAACGAUAACCUUCUCUCUGGUCAAGCAAAGCAAAGCGAAAGCAAAAGGGAAAUCGUAAAGCGCAGAGAGGAGCUUUCCUUCUUCUUCGUCAAGAAGGACUCUUUCGUUACCCAGUUGAUCAAAAAAGGAAUCAACUUUAUCAUCAGGAUAAUUGAUUCCCCCCUCCCUGAAAGUCUCCACCUUUCCAGAUCUUUCAGAGCUCCGUUUACUUCAAUCAAUGGGAGCAGUGGCUGCCUGGCUUGCUACAGAGAACCCAAACCAACUGAAACUCUAAAGGAUCAUCCACCUUUCAGUUCCAGAGCUAAAACCUUUAAGAAACCAAACGUGUCUGAAGAUUUUUGGUCAACUAGCACAGUUGAUAUGGACAACACCACCUUCCCUUCUCAGGGGAGCAUCUCAUCAUCCAACCAGACUUUUGAUUCUCAGUCUGGUGCUGCUGCCCCUCCUGAAUUUGUAAAUCAAGGUCUUCUUCUUUGGAAUCAGACCCGGGAGCGUUGGGUGGGCAAGGAAAGGCGUAGUAACAACCCACCGGAUCCUACUCAAGGAGCUAAGAUCAAUUGGGACGCAGCAUCGUACGAUAGCUUGCUGGGGAGCAACAAGUUAUUUUCCCAACCUAUUCCUCUCAAUGAAAUGGUGGAUUUUCUGGUGGAGGUUUGGGAACAAGAAGGUCUAUAUGACUGAUGAAUUAAGAUACACUCUCAUACACACACAAUGGUUCCAACAUUUCAGAUUUUUUCUUCUGUUUUGGUUUGAUUUCUGAAACCACCUUGUUGUACCAUCUUUCAUUUGGAAAACCUGGAAUGUGGGUCAAUGAGAAAAUCCCCUUGUUGUACCAUCUUUCAAUCUAUAAAGGCUUAAGAUUUAUGUCUGGAUUUUACCA
Messenger RNA from Brassica rapa (field mustard), 962 nucleotides. RefSeq lists its product as uncharacterized. The record is from RefSeq and is a predicted model, not a curated record. NCBI's taxonomy places the organism in Eukaryota, Viridiplantae, Streptophyta, Magnoliopsida, Brassicales, Brassicaceae.